Sarcophilus harrisii (Tasmanian devil) is the source of this 2009-nucleotide messenger RNA. It is a transcript of the gene TWF1, whose product is annotated as twinfilin actin binding protein 1. The coding region runs from base 454 to 1506 and encodes 350 amino acids. Gene Ontology annotation, cellular component: cytoplasm; myofibril; actin filament. The record is from RefSeq and is a predicted model, not a curated record. Lineage: Eukaryota; Metazoa; Chordata; Mammalia; Dasyuromorphia; Dasyuridae. The transcript has 9 exons. Gene Ontology annotation, biological process: actin filament depolymerization; barbed-end actin filament capping; regulation of lamellipodium assembly. Gene Ontology annotation, molecular function: actin filament binding; actin monomer binding.
GGAGAUCUUCUCUUUCAUUCGGCCGCCUCAGUUUGAAAUACGGGCCAUGACACUUCUGGAUGAGAUUCGGGGCUCAGUUAGAGCCAAAGUGAGAUUUUGCAGUCAGCCAGCCGGGAACUCAAAUCCAAAUGCAGUUUGGCACUUCGAACUAUGUUCUAUCCCAUAGAAUAUAUAUCAUAGUUCUAAAUGUUAUAGUUAGGACCACUAAAACGCCCAUCUCUCGGGAAAAGCUAACCAGCCUAUUAGUAACUAGAAUGGGGGGGCCCCCCCCGCUUACCCCGGGGCCGGCGGCACAGUGCGCAGACGCGGGCCGCGCGGGCCAAUGGGCGGGCGCGCGCGGCGGUGACGCAGAGAGCAGACCGAGCAGGAGCCACUUCCUGGGGCUGCCGGCCGAGGCCGCUAGUUGUCCCGGACUGCACCGGAGGGUGGGCGCCAGGUGCUGACCUCGUCACUAUGUCCCAUCAGACCGGCAUGCAAGCAAGCGAAGACGUUAAAGUUAUCUUUGCCAGGGCGAGGAAUGGGAAAUACAGGCUUCUAAAGAUUUCAAUUGAGGAUGAACAACUUGUAGUUGGAUCUUCUAGUCAGCCUGCAGACACUUGGGAUAAAGAUUAUGAUUCCUUCAUUCUCCCACUGCUAGAAGAGAAGCAACCAUGCUACAUAUUAUUCAGGUUAGAUUCUCAGAAUGCACAAGGAUAUGAAUGGAUCUUCAUUGCAUGGUCUCCAGACUAUUCUCAUGUUCGGCAAAAAAUGUUAUAUGCAGCAACCAGAGCAACUCUGAAAAAGGAGUUUGGAGGUGGUCAUAUUAAAGAUGAAUUAUUUGGGACUUUGAAGGAAGAUGUUUCAUUGAGUGGAUAUAGAAAAUACUUGAUAUCUCAGUCUUCCCCAGCCCCUUUGACUGCAGCUGAGGAAGAAUUACGGCAAAUUAAAAUUAAUGAGGUGCAAACUGAUGUUGGUGUGGACACUAAGCAUCAAACACUACAAGGAGUGGCAUUCCCCAUUACUGGAGAAGCUCUUCAAGCUUUGGAAAAAUUGAAUAACAGACAGAUCAACUAUGUACAGUUGGAAAUAGAUAUAAAAAAUGAAGUUAUAAUUUUGGCCAACACAACAAAUACAGAGCUAAGAGACUUGCCAAAAAGGAUUCCAAAGGAUUCGGCACGUUAUCAUUUCUUUCUAUAUAAACAUUCCCAUGAAGGAGACUAUUUGGAGUCUAUAGUUUUUAUUUACUCAAUGCCUGGUUAUACAUGCAGUAUAAGAGAACGGAUGCUUUAUUCUAGCUGCAAGAGUCCUCUGCUAGAAAUUGUAGCAAGAAAACUACAGAUGGAUGUAAUUAGAAAGAUUGAAAUAGACAAUGGAGAUGAAUUAACUGCAGACUUCCUUUAUGAAGAAGUACAUCCAAAGCAACAUGCACAUAAGCAAAGUUUUGCUAAACCAAAAGGUCCUGCAGGAAAAAGAGGAAUUAGAAGACUAAUUAGGGGUCCAGCUGAAACUGAAGCCACUACUGAGUAAAAUCUAUUACAUGUACUGGUAAUACUAAGUAUUAUAAAAACCAGUUUUUUAAAAGUUUAGUUUUUAGUAUCAGAGGAGGUUAAUCACUACAUAUGAAUGUGGAAUGUUUAGGAAAAAAAUUUAUUAAAAAACAAAACAAAACACAGUAGCACCUCUUACCUAUUUUCAGCAAGACAAACUCUAAAACAUUUAUUUCAAUUUUCACUAUUUCUGUGUUCAACACUAUAAAUGGUAGUCUUUCAGUUUUAGAACAUCAAGUUACAAAUCAACACAUAAUUAGCAUCACCCAAUUUAGUUAGUCUUUGAAUUUUUUACAAUGCUUAAAAUUGCAUAUGAUUAAGCUAAAUUUUAGUUAUUCUUAAUGACAUAAAGAAUAGCCAUUCUAUUCCAACUGUCCUCCAAACAUUCUCCCUAAAACUGGCUAUAUUUUUUAAAAUAUUUUUUCCUCUGAAUUAGAUAUCCAUUUGAUUCACCUUUGAACCUUUAAAAAAAAAAAAAAGAAA